AGUACCUUUCGGUCCUUUCCCUUCGACUCUCCGAUUAACGCCGUUUUACUUUGCCUCUCUGAUAACAUUUUUUUUUUUUGGGGUCAAAUUUCAUAGCCCGUUUUCAGAGAGAAGUUGGUCUGAGUUCAUGGACGACAGGCUUAAUUCAGUAGAAAUGGAAAAUGCGUUUGACCCCGAGUUCACACUAGCUGAGAUUGUGGAAAUGGAAAACUUGUACAAGGAAAUGGGAGGGAAAUCCCUUAACCAACAGUUCUAUCAGGAACUCGCUACCAAGUUCAGCACCUCAGUUCAUCGAUGUGGCAAAUCUUCAAUAGGAUGCGAACAGGUGCAAAGCUGGUUUGGUGAUCUAGAGAAAGAAUUGGAAGCUAAAGUUUCUUCCUUUCGCCGGAAAGUUGAGAAAUCUGUUGGUCCUACCAAGUUAGCAAUGAAUAAAAGUGAAGUUCAAAAACCUUCAUUUGUUAAGAGUGAAGAAAUUGAUGCUUCCAUGCCUGCAGAAGUCCCAAACUUUGCGGAUGAAAAUUCUCAAAAGCCCAAAGGUGUUAGUGUUGCAGAGCUUUCAGAGUUGGUUUUUGAGGCUAGAUCCUCAAAGGAUCUUGCUUGGUAUGAUGUUGCUUCUUUCCUCAAUUACAGAGUUACAAGUACAGGAGAGCUCGAAGUUCGUGUACGAUAUGUUGGUUAUGAUAAAGACCAAGAUGAGUGGUUGAAUGUGAAACGAUCUGUACGUGAACGUUCUAUUCCUUUAGAGCCUUCAGAAUGUGACAGAGUGAAGGUUGGGGACCUGGUCUUGUGCUUCAGGGAAAAUGAAGAUGAUGCUGUAUAUUGUGAUGCACGAGUAGUGGAUAUCCAAAGAAUAGCUCAUGAUAGUGAUUGCUGCUGUUGCAUAUUUCUCGUUCGUUAUGACCUAGAUUUUUUUGAGGACCAAGUUCAGCUAAAGAAAUUGUGUUGCAGGCCAGCAACAUAACAUAAUGGAUCAAGUAGCCUGAAUUAUCUCUUCAACGUCAUCUACUUUGUCCUGAAGAAAUUUUAGCAAAUGCAGUUUAUUGUGGGUAUUAGAAUUAGAUUGUAGACAAUUGCUCUGCAAAUGGGGGUAAAUAGAUGAUUGUCUUAAACUGGUGGCGCUCUGAAGCAGCCUAAGCUUUGUGCCAUAGUUGGGAUUUCAGGAUAUUAACCUGUAGAUGUGGUGCUGAAGUGAUUGUAUAUCUGCUUAUCUCGAAAUUCUUCUGAGCUUAAGUGGGCUUAAUUUCGUGCAAGAAACAGAAUGCACAUUGAUCAUUUGACCAAAUAUAAAUCCUCUGCAGCUGCAGCUUUUGAAAUGGAA
Molecule: messenger RNA, 1318 nt
Organism: Coffea eugenioides
Lineage: Eukaryota; Viridiplantae; Streptophyta; Magnoliopsida; Gentianales; Rubiaceae
Product: protein SAWADEE HOMEODOMAIN HOMOLOG 1-like
Exons: 9
Coding region: 128-961 (277 amino acids)
Molecular function (GO): chromatin binding
Source: RefSeq, a predicted model, not a curated record